GCACCCGUUUCCCAGGCUCAAAAACAUUGUUCCCCAGCCACCUACUACACGCCGAACAACAACUACGGCGCCUGCGGCAAAAAAAUCAAGAACAGCGAGCACGCCGUGGCGCUCUCGAGCGACAAGUACGCCGGCGGUGCGCACUGCGGCAAGAAGGUUACCGCACAUCACAAUGGGAAGAAGGUCGUCGCCACUGUUCGCGACCUCUGCCCGGGCUGCGCGGCGAACAGCCUCGACCUGACGCCCUCGGCUUUCAAGAAGCUGGCCAAGCUGGGCGAGGGGAACAUCGCGGUCAACUGGAACUUCAACUAG
Messenger RNA from Schizophyllum commune H4-8, 312 nucleotides. RefSeq names its product barwin-like endoglucanase. The transcript has 2 exons. The annotation marks the transcript as partial. NCBI's taxonomy places the organism in Eukaryota, Fungi, Basidiomycota, Agaricomycetes, Agaricales, Schizophyllaceae. The record is from RefSeq and is a predicted model, not a curated record.